CGCAUGUGCGGUGUGUUGGAGAGGAAGCACGUGGGUCGGUGCCCGGCUCUCAGUCUGCACUAUCGGAGGUUUGUGGAUCUCGCCUGCCCGGAGCAGCCUGUCAGCAGCCAGAAUGCCGGCACAAACCCUCAGCGGAAAAAUCAUCUCCGGACUGGUCCGGGAGAAACUAAAGAAUGAAGUCGCUGCUAUGAAGGAGAAAUAUACUGGCUUCAGCCCAGGAUUAGCCAUUUUACAGGUGGGAGAUAGAGAUGAUUCCAACCUCUACAUUAGCAUGAAACUGAAAGCUGCCGCUGAGAUUGGGAUCCAUGCCAGUCACAUCAAGUUGCCAAAAGCUGCCACAGAGACAGAGGUACUGAACAAAAUAAAAUUAAUCAAUGAGGAUCACGCGUUUCACGGUCUCAUUGUCCAGUUACCCCUGGAUUCCGAUCACACCAUAAACACAGAAACCGUAACCAAUGCUGUAUCACCUGCUAAAGACGUCGAUGGGUUAACAAGUAUAAAUGCCGGGAAACUUGCCAGGGGAGAGCUGGACAAUUGCUUUAUUCCUUGUACUCCCAAAGGAUGCCUGCACCUCAUCAGACAGACAGGGGUGCAGAUUGCAGGUAAAAAAGCUGUGGUGAUCGGGCGCAGUAAAAUUGUUGGCGCUCCAAUGCAUGAUCUGCUGCUGUGGAACCAUGCGACCGUGACCACCUGCCAUUCGAAGACUGUGUCUCUAGAUGAGGAGGUGAGCAAAGCUGACAUUCUUGUUGUCGGAGCUGGUAAACCUGAAAUGGUAAAAGGGGAAUGGAUAAAGCCUGGUGCAGUCGUGGUAGAUUGUGGCAUUAAUUAUAUCCCAGAUCCCACCAAACCAUCCGGAAAACGCGUGGUUGGAGAUGUCGCCUAUGAAGAAGCAAAGGAGAGAGCGUCCCACAUCACCCCAGUCCCAGGGGGAGUUGGUCCAAUGACGGUUGCUAUGCUAAUGGAGAACACUGUGGAAAGUGCAAAGCGUUACCUACAGAAGCAUCGCCCAAACAAAUGGAAUAUUGAGUACAAUACACUCCGCCUGCAGUCUCCCAUUCCCAGUGACAUUGAGAUUUCUCGUUCUUGUAUACCGAAACCUAUUGUACAAAUAGCAGAAGAAAUUGGUUUACUGUCGGACGAGGUGGAGCUGUACGGUCAGACGAAAGCGAAGGUUCUCCUGUCCACUAUUAAACGGCUUCAGGCGCAGCAAGAUGGAAAAUAUGUUGUGGUAACUGGAAUCACCCCAACCCCAUUGGGUGAAGGAAAGAGUACAACUACCAUCGGACUGGUGCAAGCCUUGGGAGCUCAUCUUAACCUCAAUGUAUUCGCCUGUGUCCGACAGCCAUCCCAGGGGCCAACAUUCGGAAUUAAAGGGGGAGCUGCAGGAGGGGGAUAUUCUCAGGUCAUCCCAAUGGAAGAGUUCAACCUUCACCUCACCGGAGAUAUCCACGCCAUCACGGCCGCUAACAAUCUUGUAGCGGCUGCUAUCGAUGCCCGCAUUUUCCACGAAUUGACGCAGUCUGACAAGGCUCUCUAUAACCGACUGGUUCCAACUAGCGGCGGAGUUAGGAAAUUCUCCGAUAUCCAGAUACGAAGACUUAAGAGACUGGGUAUUGAGAAAACAGACCCUGCGGCUUUAACAGAGGAGGAAAUCAACAGAUUUGUGAGGCUGGAUAUCGACCCAGACACAAUCACGUGGCAAAGAGUGCUCGACACAAAUGAUCGAUUCCUACGAAAAAUUACGAUUGGCCAGUCUUCGACAGAGAAAGGCUUCAGUCGCACGGCCCAGUUUGACAUUUCUGUUGCCAGCGAGAUCAUGGCAGUGUUGGCGUUGACUGAUGGUCUGAAUGACAUGAGACUUCGGCUCAGUAAAAUGGUGGUGGCAACCAGCAAGAAAGGAGAGCCCGUCAGUACGGAGGACUUGGGCGUCAGUGGAGCGUUAGCGGUGCUGAUGAAGGAUGCUGUUAAACCCAAUCUGAUGCAGACUUUGGAGGGCAAUCCAGUGUUUGUCCAUGCAGGACCGUUUGCUAACAUUGCUCAUGGAAAUUCUUCCAUCUUGGCAGAUAAAAUUGCCUUGAAGCUGGUAGGCCCAGAUGGAUUCGUUGUUACUGAAGCUGGAUUCGGGGCGGAUAUUGGAAUGGAAAAGUUUUUUGACAUCAAGUGCAGAUAUUCCGGCCUGAGACCUCAUGUGGUGGUUCUGGUAGCUACAGUCAGAGCUCUGAAGAUGCAUGGUGGAGGUCCAACGGUGACAGCUGGUGUACCAUUACCAAAGGAAUACACUGAGGAGAAUUUGGAUCUGCUGGAGAAAGGAUGCAGUAAUCUCCGAAAGCAGAUUGAGAAUGCUACGGCAUUUGGCGUUCCGGUGGUGGUGGCUGUCAAUGCUUUCAAGACAGACACAGAGGCGGAACUGCAGCUCGUCUGCCGCUUGGCGAAGGAGGCCGGAGCGUUUGAUGCUGUAAAAUGUUCUCACUGGGCAGAAGGCGGAAAGGGCGCAGUGGAACUCGGUCAGGCUGUGCAGACUGCAGCCCAGGCACCAAGCGACUUUAAGUUCCUCUAUGAUGUGAAGUUGCCCAUUGUUGAGAAGAUCAGGAUCAUUGCACAAAAAAUCUACGGUGCAGAUGAUGUCGAACUUCUUCCUGAAGCUGAGAAGAAGGCUGAACUAUAUACCAAACAGGGAUUUGGUGAUCUCCCAAUCUGCAUGGCUAAAACCCACCUGUCCCUGUCCCAUAACCCAGAGAUGAAAGGUGUCCCUAAAGGAUUUGUCCUGCCCAUCCGGGACAUUAGGGCCAGCGUUGGAGCAGGGUUCUUGUAUCCACUAGUGGGAACGAUGAGUACGAUGCCUGGUUUACCCACAAGGCCAUGCUUCUAUGAUAUUGAUUUGGACCCUGUCACCGAGCAAGUGAAUGGAUUGUUCUGAAAUCACUAAUCACAGAUGUGUUGUAACCGUGAGACAAUGUUGUGAAGAGAUCGUCAGAGCUUCUAUAGAGAUCUUCUAAUCCAGGAAACGUGACCUAGUUCUUAGCAAGCUAAAGACAUAUUUUAAAUGUUUUUUAUCAAGUGCCUCAUGUGAGAU
Molecule: messenger RNA, 3073 nt
Organism: Pelobates fuscus (common spadefoot toad)
Lineage: Eukaryota; Metazoa; Chordata; Amphibia; Anura; Pelobatidae
Gene: MTHFD1
Product: methylenetetrahydrofolate dehydrogenase, cyclohydrolase and formyltetrahydrofolate synthetase 1
Exons: 28
Coding region: 113-2917 (934 amino acids)
Biological process (GO): tetrahydrofolate interconversion
Cellular component (GO): cytosol
Molecular function (GO): methylenetetrahydrofolate dehydrogenase (NADP+) activity; formate-tetrahydrofolate ligase activity; methenyltetrahydrofolate cyclohydrolase activity
Source: RefSeq, a predicted model, not a curated record